AUGGCGUCCCCCGAUGUGUUCCUAUCAUCCCCUGCUCGUGAGCGAAGACGCCUUUACGAUACAAUGUCCUCGUCGCCAGGCCUGCCUUCCAUACAGGAGCUGGCUUCGCAGAAGCCGAGACGCCCGCCUCUACGCAGUGGCAGCAAAGCUGCCCCCAUCCCGGACGAUGCGCCGACGACUUUCACCAGCGCCGGCAGCCUGUGGAAGUCUUUGCAGCAGGCAGAUGCAGCGGCCAAGUCGACCCCUGCGGCAAGGGCCCCUACGCCGGAAGAGGUUGAAGACGUCGACACAGCUGUCGCAACCCGAAAGGCGUCAAAGGCAGCGCCAAAGCCCAGGAAACCCCGGCGACAGAAAGAGCCAAAGCCAAUUGUGGUUGUUAGUGAGGCGGCUCAAUCUAGGGGGCCUGAGUCACCAAGCAAGGACCAACCAUGGAGAAAAUACAAAUCUCCGUCGAAGGAACGAGCCAGCUCGCCGAUUAUUGAGCUGCCGAAGCCGGGCAGUGACACAGCACCAUGUCAAGACGCGGGCAGUAAGACUAGCCCCUUCUUUGUUGGUCACGAAAGUCCCGAGGCCGUCAAGCCAGCGCCAGUCGUCGAAGUGGAGGAUAAACUCCCCGAGGUCAUGCAGGGUCAAGAGGGGAUCGGAGCGGUAGGGCCAAACGACGAUGUGCAAAGUGGUGCGAAGACCAAGACGAAGGCCAAGACGAAAUCGAAGGCGAAGGCGAAAUCGAAAACGAAGGCGAAAGCUGUCUGCCGGAAAGCCGAUGACGAACCUUUGCAGCUUGAGCAAGCAAUGGGUCGCCGCUUGGACUGGACGCCACCAGCCAAGAAGACCCAAAUUAUUUUGGAUUCCGAUUCCCCUUCUACAGAACGGGCCGAUCAUAAUCCACCACAGUCUGGUGAAGCCUCGAAAGACCAGUCUUUUGGCAGUUUGCUUGCGACGUUCAAAUGCGAGGAAAUGGCACAGCAAUCGGUAAACUCAACAUCGGAGGAGGAAUCGACCUUUCUCAAGAAACGGAAGCUGCUCGAAUUCGUCUCGGCGCCAGCACAGGCCGCUUCUGAGCCUGAGUUGGCGAUCGUAUCGCCGGUCAAGCAGAAAGCUCCCAAGAAAAAGCCACGAACGAUCACGGCGCUGGCAACUGCUGCGUAUCGGCCACUUACUCAACCCGAGCCGCCGUCCGCCGUGGAAGCUAAAGCCCACAGCGAGCCGCCCAAGCCCAAUGAUACGAAGGGCAAGGCAGCGGCAAAGCCGCGCAAGCGAGCGCCAAAGCCUUCCAAGAAAAAGGCCCCGCCUCCGAAGCCCAUCCUUCUGUCGCCAGGGACAGCCUUGAAACAGGUUGCCGGCCAGGACUUUGUGUUCGGAACAUCAAGUCAGCUAGCAAGGGAGCAAUCGCCGUCGCUGCUGCGCGACCUGCAGAUUGCCAUGAAGAGCUCCAACCAGCUGGAUCACGCAGAUUUUGUUACGCCGUUGAACAGCGACGCCAUCGAGCCGGCAGAGAAACGGCUGUCCCUCUGGGAGGCGGCUGCACGGGACGCAGACGGCGAUCUUUUUGACGUUGAGGUUCUGAAUCUUGUCAAUGGCUCUCAACGAUUGCCAGGCGUUGCUAGGGAAGAAGAUCCUUUUGGAUAUAUCAAGGGCGACGAAGAGCCCGUCGAGUUGCCUCCACUACCGGCAGCGCCUACCGACAAUAAGACCAUGGACGAUGACUCGUUCCUCACACUAUCGGACAUAUUGCCGGCCCCUGCCAAGAAACCCGCUGAGAUUGUGGACAUUGCCCAACAAUCGUCGAGCAGUCAAUCUGAAGCAAAGGUGACCAGCAAACGAGGGCAGCCAACGCGCCACCAAGAGGGCAGCAUCGCCCAAGCUAUCCGUGAACCAACUUCCACGACGACGAGUGCUGGAGAGCCAGAGCAAGCUCUGUCAUACGAUCAUCUUAGCGAUGCACAGCUUGCUAAGCAGGUUGCGCAAUAUGGAUUCAAACCGAUCAAGAAGCGAGGAGCAAUGAUAGCCCUUUUGCAGCAAUGUUGGCGUCCGGGGGCACAAGGGCAGCCAGCUGGAACGAGGCUGGCCUCGACAACCUCGAAGAGCUCAUCCGGACGGCCUACAACGCCAACGGCAGGCGGCAGUGCCUCUGCCGUGGCGACCCCGGAGAAGCGCCCUCGCGGUCGUCCCCGAAAGACCAGCGUCACGGAGCAGCCGUUGCAUGAGCCACCGCCUUCGGCUCAGCCACACGCAACGCCAAAGAGAGGCCGAGGCCGACCCAGAAAGGAUUCUGUCAGCGGGCCUCCGGGUGUCUCCGUCGCAAAGGCGAAAGCGGGUCCUUCAACGCCGAAGCGGCCGUUGAGGAAGCCGGUGAUCGAGAUCCCCGACUCGGAAGGCGACGCGGGUGCUGAUUCAUCAGACACGCCGUGGUCAUCGCCUGACGCUACGUUUUCGCCUCCGCAACCGGUCGACCUCACCAUGUCCGUUGGCGAAGACACAGAAUUAACACUUACGAUCUCACCGACGGACCAGCAAACGGAGCUGUUCAUGUUCGUGACAAAAGCGGUGACGACGGCACCGAGGACGACCGACCCGGCGAACCCUUCGUGGCAUGAGAAGAUUCUGCUCUACGAUCCCAUCGUCAUCGAGGACCUGACGUCAUGGCUGAACUGCGGACAGCUGACGAGGGUGGGAUAUGACGGCGAGGUGAGCAGCGGCGAGAUCAAGGCGUGGUGCGAGUCGAAGAGCAUUUGCUGUCUGUGGAAGGUGAACCUGCGAGGCAAAGAGAGGAAGCGAUAUUAG
Molecule: messenger RNA, 2784 nt
Organism: Purpureocillium lilacinum
Lineage: Eukaryota; Fungi; Ascomycota; Sordariomycetes; Hypocreales; Ophiocordycipitaceae
Product: 5'-flap endonuclease
Biological process (GO): DNA replication; DNA repair; regulation of DNA-templated transcription
Cellular component (GO): Slx1-Slx4 complex; nucleus
Molecular function (GO): 5'-flap endonuclease activity; DNA binding
Source: RefSeq, a predicted model, not a curated record